AUGCCAGUAGCACUGAAAUCAGUCUCAGAAGAUUUUAAAGUCGCUGACCUGAAGCUCGCCGAGUGGGGUCGCAAGGAAAUUGCGAUCGCCGAAACCGAAAUGCCAGGUCUCAUGGCUACCCGAGAAAAAUAUUCUGGUCAAAAGCCGCUCAGUGGAGCAAAGAUUGCUGGGUGUUUACAUAUGACGAUUCAGACAGCAGUUCUCAUCGAAACACUGCAGGAGUUAGGUGCUGAUGUUCGUUGGUCAUCUUGCAAUAUAUUCUCCACUCAGGACCAUGCAGCCGCAGCGAUUGCCACGACAGGGACACCGGUAUUCGCUUGGAAGGGAGAAUCCGAAGAGGAAUACUGGUGGUGUGUUGAACAGACGAUAUUCGGUCCUAACAAUUGGCGCCCCAACAUGUUGCUUGACGAUGGCGGUGACUUAACGCAAAUCAUGCACGAAAAGCAUCCUGAACUGAUGUCCGAUGUGCGAGGCCUGACAGAAGAAACAACAACCGGUGUUCAUCGACUGUAUGAGAUGAUGGAAGCAAAUACACUGAAGUGUCCUGCAUUCAACGUUAAUGAUUCCGUAACCAAGAGCAAAUUCGACAAUCUGUAUGGUUGCCGUGAAUCAUUGCUGGACGGAAUCAAAAGGGCGACCGAUGUCAUGAUCGCCGGGAAAAUUGCUGUUGUGUGUGGCUACGGCGAUGUUGGCAAAGGGUGCGCACAGUCUUUGCGAGGGCAGGGAGCGAGCGUUCUGAUUACCGAGAUUGACCCAAUUUGUGCGUUACAGGCCGCAAUGGAAGGCUAUCGAGUUGUAACGAUGGAAGAAGCAGCUCCGCUAGCAAACAUAUUCGUAACCGCAACCGGUAACUGGCACGUCAUCACGAUGGAUCACAUGCUUGCCAUGAAAAACCAGGCAAUUGUUUGCAAUAUCGGCCAUUUCGACGGAGAAAUUGAUAUCGCUUCACUUCGGGAACUCGAAUGGGAAAACAUAAAACCUCAGGUCGAUCAUGUCAUUUUCCCUUGCGGUAAGAGGUUGAUAUUGCUGGCGGAAGGCAGACUUGUCAAUCUUGGAUGUGCAACCGGUCACCCAAGUUUUGUGAUGUCAAAUUCGUUUACUAACCAGGUACUAGCCCAGAUUGAACUAUGGACCAACCCCGACAAAUACCAAAAUGAAGUCUAUGUACUGCCAAAAAAUCUUGACGAAGAAGUUGCGCAGUUGCAUUUGGACAAAAUUGGCGCAAAACUAACCCGCCUGACUGAAGUGCAGGCAAAAUAUAUAGGUGUUCCUGUGGAGGGCCCUUACAAAGCGGACUACUACCGCUACUAA
Geodia barretti is the source of this 1311-nucleotide messenger RNA. The record is from the annotation of a GenBank genome assembly. Lineage: Eukaryota; Metazoa; Porifera; Demospongiae; Tetractinellida; Geodiidae.